Alternaria alternata is the source of this 2190-nucleotide messenger RNA. Its product is annotated as amidase signature enzyme. Lineage: Eukaryota; Fungi; Ascomycota; Dothideomycetes; Pleosporales; Pleosporaceae. The transcript is spliced from 7 exons. The record is from RefSeq and is a predicted model, not a curated record. Bases 173 to 2038 code for a protein of 621 amino acids.
AGCCUACAACCACGCCACAUGCAUAGUAAGGCAGACAGGUAAGUUACGGGUGCUCGCACCUAAAGCGGGGUACCUAGGUAAUCACGGUCAGCCAUAUACUGUCUGGCAUUCUCUACUCAUAGAAUCGGAUGCGUGCUAUCAAUGAACGAUAACUUGUACUUGCACCGCUCUAAUGGCAACAGAAAAGGGACCAGAUGUCCCAUGGCCGGACCGCGAGGUCGCUACUUGGAAGUCGGGCCGAGAAUUUAGCAUCGGCGGGAGUCGUUUCGUCACCAGGCCCACCAAUCACUCGGCCAGAUGGUUCACAAAAGCACUGAUUACUGUUAUCAAGAUCUCCUCCGGCGACGUCAUUGAUGCAGAGUAUCUCGGGUCGCGCAUACGGCAAUACACUGAUGAUUGCGAUGUUUUCAGACUGGAGUUUUUGCAUUGCAUACAGUUUUCGGGUGCAUGCAGAGAAGAAAUCGAGUUGAAACAAGAUGCAGAGGUACAACUUCAGAAGUGGGGGAAUUCAUGGGUGAAGUUCACGCCUAGGAAUAAGACAAAUGAUGGACCUCCGCCAGGACCGUAUGUCGCCUUGCAUGAGCAUAUGCAGCAAGUUUGGCGAGUGUACGACGACGACGCGAAAGCUUUUCUAGUCUCCACUUGGCCUACUGAGAAAGAUGCAGAACGAUACGAGAGCAGUGGUCUCGCAGGAGAAGCUUUCACUUCACUAGGAGUAGCCGUCCCUUCGCGACUCUACUUCACCGAAUCGGAAGAGCGGCCACUCGAUGGCGUUCGAAUAGCCAUCAAAGAUAUGUACCAUCUCGAUGGGAUUCGGACGUCAGUCUGUAACCGAGCAUACCAUGACCUAUACCCGCCGCAGACCGAGACUGCUGCGUGUGUGCGUAUUUUGAUAUCAUUGGGAGCAAUAAUAGUCGGAAAGACUCACCUGAGCUCUUUUGCGUGGAGAGAAGAGCCUACGGAGUGUGUUGAGUAUCCAGCGCCUUUCAACCCACGGGGUGACGGGUACCAAUCCCCGGCAGGAAGCAGUAGCGGUAGUGGAGCAGCCAUUGCAUCUUAUGAGUGGCUUGACUUUACACUGGGCAGUGACACGACUGGAAGUGGAAGACGACCCGCUCUUUGGAAUGGAUGUUUCGCUCUGAGACCUUCUGAUACCGCGUUGUCUUCCAAAGGUAUGGUCUUGACAUGUCCUCAAUUCGAUUCACCUUCACUCUUUGGUCGUGACAUCCAUACCUUCAACAAAUUCGUUCGAACUUGGUACGGAGACUGCGUCGACAGCCAGGAUAGGUCUGACCGACCUUGGAGAAUCGUCUAUCCAGUAGACUAUCUGCCAGUAGGGAAUAAUGAACAAGCGCGUGUCUUCGACGAAUUUGUCAGUGACCUGGCGGCGUAUCUCAAAGUUGAACCUGAGAUACUCUCUAUUGCAGAGACAUGGAGGAAAACUCCACCUGUCGAAGAGAGUGACAUCCUGAAAUUCAUGGAGAAUACGCAGGUACACGGAUUCUUCUACGAGCUCUAUCACCACUUCGAUGAGUUUCGAGAAGACUAUAGGAGCAAGUAUAGCCGAGAGCCAUUUCUUUCCAUGCCUCUGAAAUGGGUGUGGAAUUUGGGACGUCUAAUCGACGAGUCGCAGAAGAAUCGCGCAUUCGAGCGUUACAGCGUGUACAAAGAUUGGUUUCUUAAACAUAUUCUUCGAUCAAAGGAGACGCGGACCAUAGUGGUAUUGCCCAUUGAGGAGCUCGAACCGCGCUACAGGGAUGUACCACCCGUGCAGCCUAUUGAAGCUCCGAAAGGAAUCAAUGUCUUGUAUUUGAGUCCCAUAUUAGGUGCGCCAGAGAUUGUAGUACCAGCCGGCCAAAUAUCAUUCCGAUCGCGUAUCACCGAACAUGAAGAAUAUCUGCCCGUGGCGGUAUCUUUGCUCGGCGCUCCGGAAACAGACUUGGACUUGACCGAGAUGACUGAGGAUUUCCUCAAGCAUGCGGGUAGAUCUACAAGAGUCUUGACCGGAAAGACCAUGUUUGGUGAUGACACCAAAUGACUGCGUCCGGAAUAUGAUAUGCAGAAGCAGGGUUCAUCACAUUGGCCUGAACAAUGGUUUUGUGUCGUACUAAAUGAAACAAAUGGGUCAUCAUCGGUGAUUGUAAAAGUGCCUCGCCAAGUAGAUCUUCGUCGGAGUUCUGAUCGGCGCUU